AUGGGGCAUCAGAGGAAGCAAUUGCUCAUAGGUGAGCCACUCCUCCUUGCUUCGAGUAUUGCCCAAGAAUCUGAAGACGUUCCUUAUCAAGAUUCGGGCCUCCUAGUCAAGCAAGGCGCAUCCAUCGAAAUAGGGACUUCAGCCAUGAGUCAAACACCUCACGGUUGUCCUCACCACCAUAUUUAUCAGAUUUUGAACAGUAUUUUCAGGCAGCGUGGUCCCCAGCUUCGAAUGAACAAGGGUCCAUAUCAUUCGAAGUCCAUCCUCCAAAAAAAUAGGACGGGCUAUGCAUUCGCUGGUGAAAGCCAUUCUGUGGGUCUGCAAGUGAUUAUCCAUCAUCACUUGGAUCAGUACCUCCACCAGGUCCUCCGCCUUGACCUCCUUGACCAGGUUGUUGAGGACCCUGGCCUCCAUGGCCUCCAUGCCUGCCAGGUUCAGGGUUUCCACCAUGGUUGCCACCUCCUGGUCUGCGAUUAUCUUGAGGCUGACCUCAGUGGUGAUCAGCUUCCAGAUUUAGGGCUCAUCUCAGAAACCCAUCUCCGACUUGUUGUGGAGCGGCCUGGUCCUGAGCCUCAAGACCCUCAUCAUGCAUGUGUGGGGGUGCAUCAUGGCCUGAAUGGCCAUCAGCAUUCUCUGACUCUCUGGUGGGCACCGCUGGUCAGCCAUUGGAAGACCAUGUCAGAAGUGAGCAAUGAACUCAUCGAAGUGCUCAGUGAGUAUCCUCACAUUCUCAAAGUCAUGUUUGGCUCAGGACAGUUGACAGCUGAUGCUGCUCUUCCGUUCAUGGCUCGGAUGGCAGUGGGUCUCCAGUCCCCUGUGGUUCAGACUGAGGUUCGACAUCACCCUCAGUCUCAUGAGGACAUGAUUGCUGAGAGGCUCCUGAAUGGUGACCUCCAAUUCAUCCUCAACCGAUGCAUGGCCAGCUGUGCCAUGCCUGCUGGAUGA
Laetiporus sulphureus 93-53 is the source of this 945-nucleotide messenger RNA. RefSeq lists its product as uncharacterized. The transcript is spliced from 11 exons. The record is from RefSeq and is a predicted model, not a curated record. Lineage: Eukaryota; Fungi; Basidiomycota; Agaricomycetes; Polyporales; Laetiporaceae. Bases 1 to 945 code for a protein of 314 amino acids.